AUGGGCAAGGGGCGUGCUCGUCCCAAGCUCUGUCUAAAACGAAAGGAUAGAGGGUCCUCAAUCUAUGUUUGUUCUGCCUUCCGUAACGCAUCGGCUUGCAGCAGAGACAGGGAUUUCAUGUCCUCUCAGUUGCCUUCUCAGACCGCGGAGUCGCUGGUCAAAUACACGCGCCAAAGUCGUUGCUAUUGUCAAACUUGUCGCGUGUUGUUCGUAUAUCCUGAUUUUGUACAUGAGCAUCACCGUGUGAUAAGUGGUUUGCCAAGCUCCACACUAGCAAUGCCCUCAUACUUUCUUGAACCACUUGAAGAAUCCUCCGAACAUGCUCAAUACUACUUUUCUGAAGACUGGCUAAAGUUUAUGGCUUCCACUCUUCGCAUCCUUCGAAUUGAUAACGUCCUCUGUGUUGGUACUCCUCGGCUGUUUGAUUUCCUCACGGCUUGUAGCCAGGAUGUCAGUGAACCUCUAUCCAUAAAUAAGUUUCUCCUUGAUCUUGACGCUCGUCUGGAAGGCUUUUAUCCUGCUUCCCUAUUCACCCGCUUUAAUGCUCUCAACGGCCACUUUUUCAAAUCCGCCGGGGAGGAUUCCUUCAACAAUUUUAUGCGCUCUUGCGGUGGGCGCACUAUGAUAUUCUGCGAUCCUCCUUUCGGAGUCUUGAUGGAACCCCUUGUGGCGAGCCUGAACAAACUUAAGCGAGGACUGGAAAAUACACAGGUUUUUGUGAUGGUGACAGUUCCAUAUUUCAUCGGCAAAAAACUUCUGCAAGCUGCCCCGGAACUGAAAAUGCUCGAUUAUAAGGUGACCUACGAGAAGCACGUGCGGUUCAUGAGUACAGGAUAUGACGGAAAUAACUCGAAACGAAGAGUUUCUGUCGUUCGACCAUUCACCGAUGUACCUGCUCAUGAAAUUCUGCCCCCUAAAAGUCUCGCCGAUCAGUAUUGGUUUUGUGAGAUUUGCCAACGAUACUCAGACUUGAAAAACUUGCACUGCGACCAAUGCAACGCCUGCACGACUUUUCAUGGUGAAACAUAUCAGCACUGUAUAUCAUGUAAUGUGUGUCAUCCUCCGGGCUUCCAACACUGUGUCAAGUGUGACAUGUGCUUCCGACCAAAGAACGGCAAAAAUUUCAAUGUUACUUUCUUUGAAAUGGGUCUUCGGAGUCCCCUGAGUUUCGAGCUAGCUUGUGAACUUUUGUCAGGAAAAAUCUGGUGUUGA
Messenger RNA from Echinococcus granulosus, 1212 nucleotides. RefSeq names its product Zinc finger CCHC domain-containing protein 4. The transcript has 8 exons. The coding region runs from base 1 to 1212 and encodes 403 amino acids. Gene Ontology annotation, cellular component: cytoplasm; nucleolus. NCBI's taxonomy places the organism in Eukaryota, Metazoa, Platyhelminthes, Cestoda, Cyclophyllidea, Taeniidae. Gene Ontology annotation, biological process: rRNA methylation. The record is from RefSeq and is a predicted model, not a curated record. Gene Ontology annotation, molecular function: rRNA (adenine-N6-)-methyltransferase activity.